Messenger RNA from Sapajus apella (tufted capuchin), 1403 nucleotides. RefSeq names its product inorganic pyrophosphatase 2 (gene PPA2). The record is from RefSeq and is a predicted model, not a curated record. Gene Ontology annotation, cellular component: cytoplasm. Gene Ontology annotation, biological process: phosphate-containing compound metabolic process. The coding region runs from base 23 to 1048 and encodes 341 amino acids. NCBI's taxonomy places the organism in Eukaryota, Metazoa, Chordata, Mammalia, Primates, Cebidae. Gene Ontology annotation, molecular function: magnesium ion binding; inorganic diphosphate phosphatase activity. The transcript has 12 exons.
GAGCCGGACCGCCAUCUACGCCAUGAGCGCGCUGCUGCAGCUGGUGCUGCGCACGGGCCGCGGGUGGCGCGCGGGUGCCCCCGCCGCUGCCUGCCUGCAGUUGGCGACUAGCGCAGGGACCCGGCCGCGCCGUGCUAUGGCCCAGUACCACACCGAGGAGCGCGGACAGCCCUGCUCGCAUAAUUACCGCCUCUUCUUCAAGAAUGAAACUGGUCACUACAUUUCCCCUUUUCAUGAUAUUCCUCUGAAGGUGAACUCCAAAGAGGAAAAUGGCGUUCCUACAAAGAAAGCACAAACUGAUGAAAAUGAGAAUCUAUUUAAUAUGAUUGUAGAAAUACCUCGGUGGACAAAUGCUAAAAUGGAGAUUGCCACUGAGGAGCCACUGAAUCCCAUUAAACAAUAUGUAAAGGAUGGAAAGCUACGCUAUGUGGCGAAUAUCUUCCCUUACAAGGGAUAUAUAUGGAAUUAUGGUACCCUCCCUCAGACUUGGGAAGAUCCCCAUCAAAAAGAUAAGAGCACAAACUGCUGUGGAGAUAAUGAUCCCAUUGAUGUUUGUGAAAUAGGCUCAAAGAUUGCUUCUUGUGGAGAAGUUAUUCAAGUGAAGAUCCUGGGAAUUUUGGCUCUUAUUGACGAAGGUGAAACAGAUUGGAAAUUAAUUGCUAUCAAUGUGAAUGAUCCUGAAGCCUCCAAGUUUCAUGAUAUUGAUGAUGUUAAGAAGUUCAAACCGGGUUACCUCGAAGCUACCCUUAAUUGGUUUAGAUUAUAUAAGGUACCAGAUGGAAAACCAGAAAACCGGUUUGCUUUCAAUGGAGAAUUCAAAAACAAGGCUUUUGCUCUUGAAGUUGUUAAAUCCACUCAUCAAUGUUGGAAAGCAUUGCUUAUGAAGAAGUGUAAUGGAGGGACUAUAAAUUGCACAAAUGUGCAGAUAUCUGAUAGCCCUUUUCGUUGCACUCAAGAGGAAGCAAGAUCAUUAGUUGAAUCGGUAUCAUCUUCAUUGAAUAAAGAAAGUAAUAAUGAAGAGCAAGUGUGGCACUUCCUUGACAAGUGAUUGGAACAUUUGAAAUUCUGCUGUCAAGAUUCCAGUCUCUAAGGACUUCAAGACUCUUUUUUUUCCCCAAAUGCCAGAGACAAGGAGGGUCUAUGAGCAUUUACUGACUUCCUGUCGAAACUUCAUUUUUUUUCAAACUUUUUGAGAUAUGUAAUAUAUAAAUAAACAGUAAGAUUUUUGAAUUACUCUCCUUUGGACAUUUAUUGAUAUUUUGUUUAAUUUCAUAGCACAAAUUUAGAGGCAUUGAGUUGACCAUUUCUAGUUUCUAUACCUAAAGGAACCCAAUGAUUUUAUUAGUUUUUAUUUCUAUAGGCUGGAUGUAAAAAUCACAAAUUCAAUAAUUUAAAAAAAUUUG